UAUCGAUUUUUGAAAUUGGAACCGUUACAACGUAAACCCACUCAACCAAACAUAACCCCAACGGCUACAUCUCCUUCCAACACAACGCCGAAACCGAACCCUCUGUCACUCCAAAUCUUCACUUCCGAUUCACUCACACCACCAUUUCCCUCCUCUGAAAUCUGGGGCGGUUCCAAUUCCUUCAUGGCGGCGGCGCCGGUGAAACCUCUUGCUGCAACCGACACCAUGCAACUCACGGAUUCCGACAACCCCGCUCCACCUCCUCCGCCGCCGGUUCCCCACACCCGCCGGCCGAGGGUCCGGGAAGUCAGCUCCAGAUUCAUGUCGCCGGCUGCUUCCUCCUCCCAGAGGCGGCAGCAUCGGGCAGAUUCAGACCUCUCCGGCGACGAGAAUUCUGAAUCCUCGUUUCCGAUCGCGAAUUCUGUUGCUCAGAGGAAGCAGCGUGCCGCCAUGAAGCUUUUCAGGGAAAGCAAUGGAGUUGUUGAUCAGGUGCCAAAUCACCCUCCUCACCCUCCUCACCCUUCAAAGUCUUGUUCAUCUAGAAUUGGAAUUGGAAUUGGGGGUAGUGGCAAUACUAAUAACCCUAAUUCAAUUGCUACACCUUCUAGGCCUGAUACCCCAACUCCCUCGGUUUUCGUGCCUUCGAGAUUCCGGCUCACGCCUCAUCAUCACAACAACCACAACCACAGCCACAGCCACAGCCACCAUAGGUCUAUCAAUGGAAGUGCAUCAGUUGCUGCAAAAUUGAUGCAAGCGAGUGGCAUGUCACAGUCAUUGUCCAAGGCCAAUGCUGCCGCUGCUGCUUCUGCUUUGUCUCAAUUGGAAUCCAAUUCGCGCGAUGAUUCUGCGAUAAGUUGCAGCACACAGUCACUUCCUGAGUUGUGUUCUGAGAAUGAUAGAGAUAGGUUGACUCUGAACGACGCUGCGAAAAUUGGCAAUAGUGGGGAAUUGAAAUCCCAUCCUUCACCUUUGUCCCGGUCUGUUACUUUGCCUGCUUCAAGCAGUGAGCACUUGCUGCUGGUAAAGGGGUCUGAGAAGCAACCGGCUUCUGUGUCAAAUCAUGUGAAGUUAGGAGGGCUUAGUUUGCCGCCGGUUGCUCCUCAGUGUGCGAGACCUGCAUUGGACACAAGGAAAGGGAGGAAAGGGUCUAGUCAUCAGGAAGAUGUGCAUUCCCUUAGAUUGCUCCAUAAUCGUUAUCUGCAAUGGAGAUUUGCUAAUGCGAAAGCGGCAGCUUCGAUGAAAGCUCAGCAAAAAGAAAGCGAGAAAGCACUAUAUUCUCAUGCAAUGAAAAUAUCAGAAAUGCGUGAUUCUGUGAACAGGAAACGCGCAGAACUGGAGCUUUUGCAGAGAUAUAAGACUCUAUCAACAAUUCUUGAUGCUCAAAUGCCAUAUCUAGAGGAGUGGUCUUCUAUGGAAGAAGAUUAUUCAGUCUCCCUUACUGAAGCAACUCAGGCCUUGGUGAACGCCUCAGUGCAGCUUCCAGUUGGUGGCAAUGUUAGGGUUGAUGAAAGAGAGGUGGGGGAGGCGCUGAACUCAGCAUCAAAGAUGAUGGAAACAAUUGUUUCCAAUAUCCAAAGAUUAGUGCCAAAGGCAGAAGAAACAGAUAGUUCUAUUUCAGAAUUAGCGAGAGUUGUCGGAGGAGAAAGAGCUCUUAUUGGAGAGAGCGGCGAUUUAUUGUCAAAGACAUAUAAAUCACAGGUGGAGGAGUGCAGCUUAAGGGGCCAGCUAAUCCAACUGCAUUCAAUUUGUCAAAAGAAUAAGAAUAAAGAACAACAAGAAAGUGAUAAUUAAAUUGCUACUUUGCCAGUCAACUGUGGAAAUACCUCCCAUCUGAUGUUGUUAAUAAUAGUUUGUUAAGGGAGCAUCAAGAGUACAAGGCCUGAGAAUUCAUUUUAACAUUUUUUACAUUAGUUGAGAAAGGGGGAGAGGAUCAUGAUUGAUCACAUGUAAAAUUUGUUUGAGUAGCUAUCUCUUGAAUUCACUGUAGGCCUGAGUGAAUUCACCAUGGUCUCUCUCCCUGUUUCACUCACUGGAUGUCAAUAAAAGUAAUAGGACACUUUGUCCUUGAAUGUA
Molecule: messenger RNA, 2073 nt
Organism: Lotus japonicus
Lineage: Eukaryota; Viridiplantae; Streptophyta; Magnoliopsida; Fabales; Fabaceae
Product: protein ENDOSPERM DEFECTIVE 1-like
Exons: 6
Coding region: 184-1791 (535 amino acids)
Biological process (GO): centrosome cycle; spindle assembly
Cellular component (GO): centrosome; cytoplasm; nuclear microtubule
Molecular function (GO): microtubule binding
Source: RefSeq, a predicted model, not a curated record